Opisthorchis viverrini is the source of this 4254-nucleotide messenger RNA. RefSeq lists its product as hypothetical. The transcript has 9 exons. NCBI's taxonomy places the organism in Eukaryota, Metazoa, Platyhelminthes, Trematoda, Opisthorchiida, Opisthorchiidae. The coding region runs from base 166 to 4254 and encodes 1362 amino acids. The record is from RefSeq and is a predicted model, not a curated record.
GCUAGCAAACGGAUCUGUUCGUUUGCAGUAAGUCCUCCUAACAGCUCGAUGGCCCCAACGUCCAAAGACUACUCGAGUCUGACCGUUGUUCGAAUGACUCACUUUGCGAGUGUGCUGGAUACCCCCUGAUAUUCAAUCUCACGAUUGCGCACCCUGGCCGUUGUCAUGACAUCCAGCUCUUUUCCCCCAUUCUCAGGUACACUUCCCUUCAACACAGGCACCUCAGGUCACUCAUCACUGGCCAAUCCAUGUUCGGACGCUUCCGUGAUACACGGUUCUGGACUAGACAUUCCGCAUGAUGUAUUCUUAUCCAUUACUUCUCAGCAUUCCGGAUCAGGCAGUGGCCCUGUUGAAGACAUCAAUGUUGACGAUCUGGAUAGAGUAGCCACAUCUAGCUUUGAGUUGAUCAGUCGUUUGGUCGAUGCGGAAGGUCUUGCCGAAGUUGAUCUGGUUUCCACAGAUGCUUUGGAUUUGGGAAGUUUUCUGUCGGCGGUGGACUAUGAUUCCGCGAAGCUAACAAAACCAACCACGACAUCCACCCGCCGAUCUGAGAGUGCUGUUUGUCCAACAACCAGCAUAGAACUGCGGUCCGUUGGGUCAGAAGCCGACACUACAAACAGGCACCGCUUUUUAUGCCGAGAGGCAUUGAGCUUAAUUGAACCGGAUAACCGGACAGCGCAAAGACGACUGUUCACCGCGAUCCAAUCCAGCAAAGCUCAUUCAGCUCUGGAGCUGAGUGCAACUCCUUCGCCAUAUAUUCCACGAGUCAUCGCUUCUGGGUCACCGGACACACGGAGGGAGAAAUGUGAAAGAGCUGAGUUCAUCCUUGGCGUUCUGAGAUGCAUAACCACGCUCGGGUCUUGUAUGCGUGUUUCGGAGACACAACAUACAUCAAUUUUAAGUUCCUUCCCUGCGUUGCAAUCAUACGUGGUUUCACUAACCACACCAAUCCCUGACGCAGCGUCAACACCGGCUGUUCUUGGAUCUCCUCUGUCCUCGUCCAUCGAAUUAUCUUCAUCAUCUGAUUCUUCCAAAGUGACAACCUCUUGUUCGACGAGCAACAGUUUGCUCGAUCGACUACCUCCGUUGCGUGCAGCUCCACUGGUUGUAACCACUCCUCCAUCACAAGACACGGUACAUUACAACACAAAUCCCACAUGCCAGAUCGCCUACUCAAAUGGCUCGCAACCUCGCAACGUAACUAACAGUGUCUUAUCUCCUCUCAGAUCUCCGGCAGAUAGGGGCUAUGCGAAUUAUACAACUCCCACCCGAGUACAUGCGAAUUACGUCGCAUUUCCCCCGGUCCUUGGCGGCCCCAGUGCCGCCAGCCUGAAUGAAUUGAACCACUUCGCACAUGACUUCAAUGGAUCCAAUCCAGCAUCGGUUUUACAUUCGCCUACUCAACAACCUCUCUCUUCUCACAUCAGCCCAACGCCGCAACAACCAAGCCCGUUUGGUCGUACCACCAUCCAUUCAGCUGAAACCAACCGUCGAUCACUGGCUCCUGUGAACUUACAGUAUUCAACGUUGGUUCAAGCAUCACCCGUACCACCUUUGGUUCGGUUGUUCGCAGAUUCCCACCAUCCAAUUGUUCCCGGUUCUCACCAGCCUCGUGUAUCUCAUACCCAUUCAUCGUCACUAUCACAACCAGUCUAUUCUAUGCUAGCUAUCCCUCCAAAUAUGAAGAUGGCGUUACCGUCCUGCUGCACUGGUGGAAGCCUUACUCCCGCUCCGGUUCAGGCGCGGGUAGCCACCGUGUUUAUGAACGGAACACAUGGUGCUGGCGACUAUCAACAGGCGUAUUCAAGUCGGAACCAAAGUUCUAGUUCUCUUACACCCAACUUGUUACCAGUCUAUUCUCCUAUGGAUUCUGCCCCAGCGCGAGGGGUUCCUUUCGAUUUGCAAUCGCUCAAUGUCAAUUCCAAUACACUAUACAAUGCCAGUUUGACAGCUGCCAACCCAUCACAGCUGGCCACUGCUAGGUCAGGCUUUACCCAAGGCGGUGCGGCUACCCUAAUCAGUCAGCAACGUCGCGGUCAUACUGUUUUUCCUUCGAAACCGGAAGGCCUAGAAUUCCACCAGCAUCAAAGCUACCGCAAUAUGGAUCGCCGAACGAGGUCAUCCAUCCAACCGAAGGGUCAUCGGCGACGCUCGAAUACGAAACAGCAGCAACAGCAAUCAGCACCAUCCAGUGUUGGAUGUGACCCGAAUAGUGCCGGUUUCUACCCAUUAGAACAAGUCCACGUAAUGUCUCGGGAAAAAUGUACUUCUCAGAUUUCACCUGUCCAGCAUUCAUCCGUCGCACCUUUGUCGGCACCGGACUCCAGUUUGACGUGUUUCGUGGCGGGCACGUCACCGGUUCCCACGUCGAUGAUUCACCAUCGGCGUUCCGAUCCUCAACCGGGAGCGUACCCACCACCAUCCCAUGACUCACCUCGUGCCAGUUCACCAAGAGUCGCCAACAUCACUGGUACCACCGCGGCACCGACCCUAAUCACUCAAGUGCCCAUUUUGACGAAUUGUCCGUUGGAACCGGUUCUCCUCACAUCACCCAACACACCUUCAAAACACAGUCCACACACGAGCUUUCCGUCGGCAUCCGAUGUGUCCCAACGUCACCAACAGACAGUGAACCUGUCCAUCAUUUCUCCAUUCUUGCACUCGACGACCGGAGAGUCCGCUACUGCUGCCUCCGUCUCUCCCAGUAUUGAUUGCUCUACGACGCAUUUACCAGCAGCCAUGCAUUCGAGCAGAGUAGUCCGAGGAGGGUUCCUCCGAUCCAUGAGUACAAGCAGUACUGGUAGCGCGGUUUCGGUGGACUCAGUGUCAAGUACGACCACGGGUUUGGGCUACGCAUGUCAAAUAUGUGGAGAUCGGGCAUGUGGGAAGCAUUAUGCGGUUCAAGAAGAACGUAAUCAGUUAAACCAAUCAUGUACCUCGACUGAUUCUCCGGCGAAUUCCGGCGCCGGUUCCCCAGAUGCCCUCGGCUCUUCUUCCUCAUUCAAUGUAGACGAAACUCCCUUGCAUCCGGAUGACCAACCCACCGCGGUUUUCGAUUAUAAACCUAUAGGGGAAAACGCACCGAAGGGAUCUACUCCCCUCAUCUCGCUGUCAACCACAAAACAGUAUGACCAAUCACACGAACAAACAGGCCAAUCCAAUUGUUCGACAUCUUCCCGCGCAAUCGACACUACUGGGCCGCUCUCCUCCAUUUCGCCACCCCAGUCUUUGGACUGCAUAGGCUCAGCCGAGAAGGUUCUGCACGAUUAUCAUCAAAGUUGGCUGGCUCAGCGCAAAGGACAGGACAUCCGAAAAGAUCAGAAUGCAGAUGACGAUAAUUCGGUCAAUGAGCAAUCUGGCGCACAAAUACAACAAGCGGAUCUUCCAUUCGUUGAUUGUCCCGCACAGGAGCUACCUCUGCGUGCUCUACUCGCCUGGUCCGAGCAAGUUCCGUUUUUCACCAACUUUCCUGACGCCGUGCGGUUAACACUUUUGAAAUCCGCUUGCUUCGAAUUGUUGCUCUCCCAAUUGGUCUUCCGGUCUACUCUCCGUUUUUCCGAUCAAACGUCUCUUGAUGGUUCUCCGAAUGAGGAACAUUCUGAUCCAGAGUAUGAACUACUUACUCACUCUCAGUCACCCAACGCACCUUCCUCAGGUGACCAGCCACCAAUAGGAUCGAACCGUUCCGAAAAAUCCGUCCCUAACUUUGUCCACGCUGCAGCUCUUCAAUUGCACCCGCUUCGGUUGCAACCAGCGGAACUGGGGAGCAUAAAAUUAAUCAUCCUGUUGAAUCCAGGCCAUCAGUGCACGCAUGUCUACCCAUAUUCUCUUCUACAAUCCACAGAAACGGUUGGCUUGCCUUCGGAAUACAGGACCCAAGUUGAAUCUGCUCGUGAUCAAGUCUAUGCCGGGCUUGAGUACAACUGCAGUCAGCUGUGGCCAAAUGCUCCGCAUGGUCGUAUGGGACGCCUAUUGCUGCGUAUUCCAGCACUACAUCUUCUUGCGUUGCGUGUGCGAGCUCUGCUAGACGAUGGCUCUGGUGUGAUACGUAUACUUGACCUACUAGAACGGCUUUACAACAGCUCCUCGGAGAAAACUUCAACCCCCGUACGCGUACUGGAACAAGAAGCAAUUAUCGAACCGACAGACCUACCUCCUCACCCCGGCAGCUCACCAUCAUUGCCAUCGACAGAUCAGGCGAAAUCGAGUCCGUUAGAACCCAUCCCCUCGUCUACCGAUUAUAUCAACCUGUGA